Messenger RNA from Sinocyclocheilus rhinocerous, 1202 nucleotides. RefSeq names its product melatonin receptor type 1Ba (gene mtnr1ba). Gene Ontology annotation, biological process: G protein-coupled receptor signaling pathway. The record is from RefSeq and is a predicted model, not a curated record. Gene Ontology annotation, molecular function: melatonin receptor activity. Gene Ontology annotation, cellular component: plasma membrane. Lineage: Eukaryota; Metazoa; Chordata; Actinopteri; Cypriniformes; Cyprinidae. Bases 67 to 1134 code for a protein of 355 amino acids. The transcript has 2 exons.
GACAGAAGCUUCGUGAGAAAGAUACCGAGCGUGUUUUUGUGAGAGAGGGUGAAGCUUAUUCCCGAGAUGCCCGAGAAUGUCUCCCUCAUCAGGAACCGGACGGAAGUCACGCAGGGUCGCGCUUGGGGUAGCGGAGCAGGCGCGCGGCCAGCAUGGGUCGUCAUGGUGCUGGCCGGUGUGCUGAUCUUCACGAGCGUGGUGGAUGUGCUCGGUAACGUGCUGGUGAUCAUCUCGGUGCUCAGAAAUAGAAAACUGAGAAACGCGGGUAAUGCGUUUGUAGUGAGCCUGGCUUUUGCCGAUCUUCUGGUGGUUUGCUAUCCCUACCCUCUGGUCUUGCACGGCAUGCUGCACGCGGGCUGGUUGCCGGGGGAGAUGGAGUGUAAGGUCAGCGGCUUCCUGAUGGGAGCGAGUGUCAUCGGCUCCAUCUUCAACAUCACCGCCAUCGCCAUCAACCGCUACUGUUUCAUCUGCCAAGCCAACACCUACGAGAAAAUCUACGGCCGCGCCGGAACCCUGGCGCUUCUGACGUUAGUCUGGGUGCUCACCGCCAUCGCCAUUCUUCCAAACCUGGCGCUGGGGUCGUUGACGUACGACCCUCGCGUUUACUCAUGCACCUUUAGUCAGACGACAAGCGCGGGCUACACCAUCGCCGUGGUGACCGUGCACUUCCUGCUUCCUAUCGCGGUAGUUACGUUCUGCUAUCUGAGGAUUUGGGUGCUGGUGCUCCGCGUGAGGAGGCGGGUCACAACCGACGUCAGGCCACGCCUCCGUCCGAGUGAGUUGCGCCACUUCUUGACCAUGUUUGUCGUCUUUGUGCUUUUCGCCGUCUGCUGGGCGCCGCUGAAUCUGAUUGGCCUGGCUGUAGCGGUGGACCCACCCCACGUAGCGCCCUUGGUCCCUGAUUGGCUGUUUGUGGUGAGUUAUUUCAUGGCAUAUUUUAACUCCUGCCUGAACGCCGUAGUGUACGGACUGCUCAAUCAGAACUUCCGCAGAGAAUAUCGAAGAAUACUUCUGUCACUUUGUAAGCCACGCCUCUUCCUGCAGGAGACGUCAAAGGGCGGGACUGAGCGCAGCAACAAACAGUCACCUGGCAACAACAAUAACGAUGAUCAGCCCAAAGCGAACACAAUAUAAGUUACCCACAAUACAUUCAAUUGUUCACAGAUAUCAAAGAGAGAAUGCUGCAAAAAGGUUUUAAAUCG